AAGGCAGAGUAAUUCAUUGGGAGACUUAGAUAAUUCUGGUCGAUUCAGUGACAAUAUGCUCAGAGCAAUUGUGAAGUUUUUGUUAGUAGUUAGUGUAAGUUAUGUUGUAGCGAAACGGGUGCCUCAAAAUGAAACGGUCAACGAUGAAAAUAUUGAAGAAAUGGCACAAAAGCCAGUUUGCCACUACAGUGACCCCAAUGUUGGUGAAUGCAUUAAACGGGUAGCUGAGCAAGCGAGAGCGCUGCUAGCUCACGGCAUCCCCUCAUUCGGGAUCCAACCCCUUGAGCCCUUGAAGGUACCAAGCAUACGAUUGAGGCAGCACAAUAUGCCACAAAAUAGAUUCAAAUAUGAUGCCUGGCUCUCGGAUUUGGAGCUUGAUGGGUUGACAAAUUACACGUUUAAUAAACUGGACGUGUACCCAGAAGAUUUAAAGGUGUCUGGUAACAUUAGCCUUCCACACUUGGUGAUGUCGGGAGAGUACGUUAUAAUUGGAGAAUUCCAAAUGCUACCUGUCGAAUCCACGGGCUUCAUAUCUGCUAAUUUUACUCAAUGUACUGCAGCUCUUGACGCUGUAGGUGCGAAAGUUCACAAAAGGAUAGUAAUUAAAGACGCUAAUGUGAAAUUGCGUUGCGCCGGACCGUUGGAUGCAAGUCUUAAAGAAGCUCAUUCUACUACCGGGGAAAUGGAAAUGGUAACAAAACACAUAGUACACAUGCAUGCGAGCGAAUUGGCAAAAGAAGUUCAACCAGCAGUGGAGACAGCUCUCAGCAUGGUCCUAGAGGACAUCGCUAACAAAUUCCUGAAGCACGUCCCUCCCAACAUGGUGUUCCCUGCUUAGUGCCACCUGUUCUUAACAUUUUGUGUUGUUUGUUUUAUUAUCUGCGCAAUUAUCUUAGUGCUAGUCAUAAAACGAUAUAACUGGUGCAAUAAUGCACCUUGAUGUUGAAUAAGUAUCCGUAUAAUUAAACUGUAUGGAUUGAGUAUAAUUAUUUAUUGCUGAAGGCUUAUUUAUUUAAUUUAUUGUUUCCAAAUGCGAUGUAUGUUCGACGAUGUUUCGUUGUCGAGUGACGAGUCUUGUCUACGCUGCAUUUUCUUCAGAUUAUUGUGUGUACCUUGUAUUAAAUUGAUAAAAAAUAAA
Messenger RNA from Zerene cesonia (dogface butterfly), 1138 nucleotides. RefSeq lists its product as uncharacterized. The coding region runs from base 56 to 838 and encodes 260 amino acids. NCBI's taxonomy places the organism in Eukaryota, Metazoa, Arthropoda, Insecta, Lepidoptera, Pieridae. The transcript has 5 exons. The record is from RefSeq and is a predicted model, not a curated record.